AUGGCGUCUUCUUCUGUUGCCCAGCCUGCCAGCUAUGGCAUCACGGAUGCGGAGCCCAACAUGUCUCAUAGCAAUAGCAUGGUGCAGCCAUUGCCGCCAGUGCGCGAUUUCAAACUGUCUAACUUCAAACUCGUCAGAACUCUCGGCACAGGCACCUUUGCGCGAGUCUGCCUUGUUCGGCCGGCCGAUGCAACCGUGGCGCUCGACCGGCAAGAUGACCCCGAGGUGUACGCGCUGAAAAUCCUCCGAAAGACAGAAGUUAUCAAGCUGAAGCAGAUCGACCAUGUGCGUCACGAGCGUGCAGUCCUUGCUGACGUCGCCGGCCACCCUUUCAUCACGAACCUAAUCGCCUCGUUUGCCGAUACCGACUCCCUUUAUAUGCUUCUCGACUAUGUGCCUGGUGGUGAGCUCUUCAGUUACCUCAGAAAAUUUCGUCGCUUCGACGAACCGGUCGCCCGAUUUUACGCCGCGGAGAUCGUUCUAGUGCUCGAAUACCUCCACGAGCAGCAGGGCGGCGUGGCUUACAGGGAUCUCAAGCCUGAGAAUUUACUUCUCGAUAGGGACGGCCAUAUAAAGCUUGUUGAUUUCGGGUUCGCCAAAAGGCUCGGGCAUCAUGAUGACCGACCUGUAGAAACGUAUACGCUCUGCGGAACACCGGAGUACUUGGCACCGGAGGUGAUACAUAACAAGGGACACACCACAGCCGUGGACUGGUGGGCGCUCGGCAUUCUACUGUACGAGUUUCUCACGGGCUAUCCUCCAUUUUGGCACCAGAAUCCGCUAGAGAUCUACAAACAGAUCGUAGAGAAACCUAUCACCUUCCCAGCAGACGCGCCGAUUUCCCAUCAGGCCAGGGACAUUAUCUGCUCUUUCUGCACGGUCGAUCGCUCGCGAAGACUGGGAAACAUUAGCGGUGGAGCAGGCCGGGUCAAGUCGCACCCAUUCUUCCAGGAUCUCAACUGGGAUGAUAUAUUGCAUCGACGGACUUCAGGACCCAUCAUACCGCCCGUCCGAUACCCUGGCGACGCUCAGUGUUUUGACAUAUAUCCGGAGGACGAUGGAAAGCGGGACGCCUAUACGUUAGAAAUGGCUCAGCAGUAUGACCAGUACUUCAGAGACUUCUAG
Akanthomyces muscarius is the source of this 1125-nucleotide messenger RNA. RefSeq lists its product as uncharacterized. Lineage: Eukaryota; Fungi; Ascomycota; Sordariomycetes; Hypocreales; Cordycipitaceae. Gene Ontology annotation, cellular component: nucleus; cAMP-dependent protein kinase complex. Gene Ontology annotation, molecular function: ATP binding; cAMP-dependent protein kinase activity. The coding region runs from base 1 to 1125 and encodes 374 amino acids. The record is from RefSeq and is a predicted model, not a curated record. The transcript has 3 exons. Gene Ontology annotation, biological process: peptidyl-serine phosphorylation.